Aspergillus ochraceoroseus IBT 24754 is the source of this 2232-nucleotide messenger RNA. RefSeq names its product F-box protein. Gene Ontology annotation, biological process: SCF-dependent proteasomal ubiquitin-dependent protein catabolic process. The coding region runs from base 442 to 1773 and encodes 443 amino acids. Gene Ontology annotation, cellular component: SCF ubiquitin ligase complex. NCBI's taxonomy places the organism in Eukaryota, Fungi, Ascomycota, Eurotiomycetes, Eurotiales, Aspergillaceae. The transcript has 2 exons. The record is from RefSeq and is a predicted model, not a curated record. Gene Ontology annotation, molecular function: protein binding.
GAACACCACGACGGAUUCUUUCUGAAUGCAAGACGGAUCAGCUUCUGCAUCGUUCAUGCUCCAUUAUCUCCUGGGGACCAUGAUCAGGAAAUUCCCCAAGUCUCGAUCAAUAAUGAGAGCUCUUUCGAGUUGUCGGGUGAUGUCAUCUGGGGAACCAUUAACUAUAUUGCCUCUUUGACGUGGACCUCCACCAACUUCAACUAACGGAACAACAACACUCGCAAGUCCUGAUCUUCAUCUAGGAUUCGCUUGAUAUCGUCCGUCUAGUCGUGUCUCCCUUUUUCUAGUACAUUCUUUUUCCCUGCUUUUUGCCAUGCCUCAUCGAUUGAGCGGUGAACCUCUCUUGAAGUGAUUCCUGUCCUGCACACCCCCUCCUUUCCUGCCGUCUUCCUCUCUAUGGCAUGGCUGUUGCUCGGACAGCCACCACCAUAGUCAUCAACAAUGGACAAUUCUCAUGAGAGUGGCGGAGAACAACACCGUCUACUCUCUCUGCCAGACCUCGAGUCCAAAACGGUUCAAAACUUGAAUACUCCCCUUCUCCAACUCCCUCCCGAACUACUCUCUCAAAUCCUUUCAUACCUCUCCGCGCCACAUUUAGCCUGUGUUUCCGGAGUCUGUCGGUCACUAGCCGAACAUGCGCAGAAUGACCUUCUAUGGGCGAAUUUGGUAAACGCUUAUUUACCCGAGCCGAUCCACGACCCGGGGGUUUUCGACUCCUUCCGCAGUCUCUAUCUUGCCCAUUACCCGUGCUGGUUUAUCCCCCGAAGCAAAGUGUGGUUUUCCGACACAGAGCAUACUGGCAACCUCAUUAUAGCACGGUAUGACCACCGUCGGGGCGUCAUCGAAGCUUAUCGCGUGAUUGCAGAACGGCCUCCUCACAAGUUCCAGAUCUGGGAAUAUAACCCGGACGUUCUGAUUCAAACCUUUGACCCGAAGGUCAGUCUUUGGCUUGACGAUCCGGUCCUUUUGUUAAAGAAGGGCCAGAGCAGCCAAACCAGAUAUCUGGACGGCGAAUCGCGUAUGCGCAUGCCAGUAGAAGUACAACAUGUCUUUAAUGCAUUUUCGCUCUGUUGUCCGAGUACAUCUCAAAUUCUCGAUGCCAACACCCAGUGGCCUCCCCCAUCCAUUCCAAGCGAGCAUCGUGUGUACCGGGAUGCAGAAGUCCACUGGUCCGAGUGGAACCGCCACCCUCGACGGCUAGAGAAGAUGUCUGAAUGCGCGUUUCGAAUCAGACGAUGGGCGCAUUUCCGGCUGGGCAUGCCCAUCUUCACUGCAGGCCGAAGUGAGACACUUUCCACUUACGCAACCCUGGAUCCGAGCCUAUACACUCCCACGAAGGAAAAGCCCUACCAAGGGAUCUGGGUGGGCGACUACUCGGCCCACGGAUGCGAAUUCCUGCUGUUUAUGCAGCGAGGCAAGGACGGGGAUAAUCUCUCCGAGCUUGAAGCAGAAAACCAAGGCAUUAUCCAGAAAGGCAGCCUAGAAGCCGUCAAACUCACAGGAGACCCAAACGUCCCCCGGGGUCAAAUAUCGUUCAUGUCCGAUGACAUUGGGCCCGGCGGUACUGUGCGGAUCGCAGACGAGGAGAUCUUCAAGGGGGGAAGAGUUGUGCGUUCCAAGGGCCACCUGGCGGGUCUUGGAUUCAGAGAUGAUACAUUCAUUAAUUCCCAACUUAUCCUCGUCUCAACCGACUGUGUCGCUCAUUACUGGGAAUCCAUGGGCCAUAUAUCGUAUUUCCGUCGGCUUGACAUCGACGCCCUCAUUCAUACGUGACAAUCUGUAGAGCGUAAUGCAGCAGACGGAACCCCAACUAAUGAUUUAUGAAAACUUACGAAUAACGAGCUCACUGUUGACGAAGCCGGCGAGAGUAACUAUUUAUUUUAUGCCUUGGUCUUUUUCUGAUCACAUCACAUCACAUCGCAAUCUUGGCCGCAAUACCUUGAGGAGCGCGUACAUUUAUUCCACGACAUCUUUCUCCCGUAUCCACCCUUUUUGUUCGGGGCGGGGGGUUCUCAUGAUACAUUCUGGAUAUGAUUGGGAAUGAUUCUUCACUUUGCGUUUUUCUCUUAUAUGCUGAGCGUAAUAACGGGUAUACCUGGGGAAUUAGUACACUGCCUAAUGUAACAUAUGCUUCCGAUUUUCCUCGGGGGGUUCCUACCGAAUUGAAAUUCUAAUUAUUGUUGCCUAGUAGUCGAGAUUGUUCACUCUACCGUACGAGAGGCAGGCUGACGG